AUGGUUCAAAACCUUGUUAUCAAUCUUUUGUUCAACAGCCCCGAAAUUCGGAUCAUGGGCCCUGUGAAGGAACAAACAAUUGACAAAUUAAAUGAGGUAAUUCCUAAUGCAACUUCGACCGCGCGAAGUACCCGAGUUGCUCCUUCGAGAUUUCAGUAUAUCUCGAAUCCAAAUCAUUGGUACAUGAAGUUGGAUGGCCAAUUUUGCGAUGAAGAUGGAAUUUCCUAUCUGAUGGUUCUUCUUUUGGAUGCUCUUGAGGAGGAGGGUCUUUGGAAACUGGUUUCAUCAACUGCAUUGCGAACUCCCGUUGGACAAUCUUCGAAGGAUUAUACGGAAACACAUGUCUUGUUUAUGAAUAAGCUUGUUGGCGAUGAGAUUUAA
Molecule: messenger RNA, 381 nt
Organism: Trypanosoma cruzi
Lineage: Eukaryota; Euglenozoa; Kinetoplastea; Trypanosomatida; Trypanosomatidae
Exons: 1
Coding region: 1-381 (126 amino acids)
Source: RefSeq, a predicted model, not a curated record